GGGACCUGAGGGUGGGGUUAAGCAGCCAGGUGGAUACAAAAGGCAGACACGUGGGCUUUGGGGGCUCUCUCCAUUUUGGGGCCCUCGGCCAGCUCGCGGCGUCCGUCUAGCUCUGAGAGUGACUUUGGGGUUUCCAGGUCGUCGGAUCGGGAUCACGGCUGUGUAGAGGAGAGGGAAAAAGAAGAAAGGAAAACCCUCAGUGACAUGGACUUUCCCUGGUAUUUAGAAGCAUUUGCAACUGUGUCUCUCUGAGGAUCAACAGUGGAAUUUUCAGGAACCUCCUUCCAUCUCUGUUGAUGUCUUGGCUGCAAUUCGUGUUGUGGGACUUGUUUGAUGAAGUGGUUACAUUGGAGAAUGGGGGAUAUUUCCUUGGAGGCCUUCUGGAUGAGCUGCUAGAGGACCCUCCAAUCAGUAGAUGAGGAGAAUAAUAUCAGCCUCCUGCCACGGAAGUGUGAGGCUGAAUAGCAAGUGAAUAUAAUUGAAAAUGCAUUGCUAAUACUGUGUGAAGAGUCACAUGAAGUGCUGAAGGAUAAGCUUACUCAGUGGAGGGUGACUGGAAGAUGACUGGUGACAUUUAAAGGUGAGCAAACAUUUGAAGGAAGUGAAUAGCACCGGCGAAGACGUGAACUGGAGAUGUGUCGGGCAUUCCAGAGUGAGCCACGAGGAGGCGUGGAAGGAGGCCCUCUGGCAUUGAGAAAGGCUGGUCUGCUUGAGAAACUUAAAGAACAAGAGUGUGAUGUGAAAGAUUAUGGGGACCUGCCCUUUGCUGAUGUCCCUAAUGACAGUCCCUUUCAAAUAAUGAAGAAUCCAAGGUCUGUGGGAAAAGCAAACGAACAGCUGGCUGGUGCGGUGACAGACGUGAAGAAGAAUGGAAGGAUCAGCCUGGUCCUGGGUGGAGACCACAGUUUGGCCAUUGGGAGCAUCUCUGGCCAUGCCAAGGUCCACCCUGAUCUCUGUGUGGUUUGGGUGGAUGCUCACACGGACAUCAAUACUCCACAGACGACCUCCAGUGGGAACUUACACGGACAGCCUGUGUCUUUCCUCCUGAAGGAACUAAAGAGCAAGAUCCCUGAUGUACCAGGAUUCUCCUGGGUGACUCCCUGCCUAUCUGCCAAAGAUAUUGUGUAUAUUGGCCUGAGAGAUGUGGACCCUGGAGAACACUACAUUUUGAAAACUCUGGGUAUUAAAUUCUUUUCAAUGACUGAAGUGGACAGAAUGGGAAUUGGCAAAGUGAUGGAAGAAACACUCAGCUAUCUAAUAGGAAGAAAGAAAAGACCAAUUCACCUGAGUUAUGAUGUUGAUGGACUGGACCCGGCUUUUACACCUGCUACUGGCACACCAGUCCCGGGAGGUCUGUCUUACAGAGAAGGUCUUUACAUCACAGAGGAAAUUUACAAAACAGGGCUACUCUCAGGAUUAGAUAUAAUGGAAGUGAACCCAUCUCUGGGGAAGACACCAGAAGAAGUAACUCGAACAGUGAACACAGCAGUGGCAAUAACCCUUUCUUGUUUUGGUGUGGCUCGGGAGGGCAAUCAUAAGCCUAUUGACUACCUUAACCCACCUAAGUGAAUAUGGAAACAUCAUAUAAAAAUUUCAUAGCUAAUUACAUAAUUAGUAAGUCUGAUCAUUUACUAAACCUUACAGUUAUCCUCCCAAAGAUUCUUUCAAAAAAAAUACUUUGCCUUAGUAAAUAUUACCACAAUUAGGAUGAACUGUAUCAAUUCCCUCUUGGUAUGAAAUUCAAGAAUUUAGACAUUCUAACUUGUGAAAUGAAAAAGUGUUUAUUUCCCAUUUUGGCAAAAGAAUUAUCCAGAGAAAGAACAGUAUACAUGUAUGCCCUUAUGAAAAUUUGUUGGCAUUACAAUAAACAUACCUAUUUAAGUUAUACUGAGUGGGGCUCCUGAUGUCAGCUCCUAAUGCUACCCUACCUGAAAAGGCACCGCAUUUCCAUGUUGUUAAAAGAUGUGAUUUUUAUAAUAAACUUCGUAAGAUUGUAUCUUGUCUACGUUUCUAAAUACAUGUUAACACGCACACAUAUAUACA
Molecule: messenger RNA, 2043 nt
Organism: Talpa occidentalis (Iberian mole)
Lineage: Eukaryota; Metazoa; Chordata; Mammalia; Eulipotyphla; Talpidae
Gene: ARG1
Product: arginase 1
Exons: 13
Coding region: 634-1569 (311 amino acids)
Cellular component (GO): nucleus; cytoplasm; cytosol
Molecular function (GO): manganese ion binding; arginase activity
Source: RefSeq, a predicted model, not a curated record